GGGGUCUGAACUAUGUUAGUCUAGGUUGUCGCCAUCGGUCGACCUUUCCCACUUACCAAUACCAAUGCCGGGGAAAGGAAAAAAAAGAAUUUCUAGCGUAGUCACUUCAAUUUAUAUGUAGAGGGGGUUAAGACACACAACAUGUCGUUCCUCUUUGGAAAAGCAGACUCUUCUGCUGUUUCCAAAUCAGAGUCCGACAUGGCGACCCAGAAUAUCGAGAUUCGAACGCCUGAAGAGGCAGCGGCACGAAUCGCUUACCUUGCCAGCGACGUCAUUGUCUCAGUUCAGCCCUCGCAAAGCCAGGACUCAGCAUUCUCAUCCCACCUUAAGAGAUAUGCUGCCAGAAAAGACUCAGGCCUAGUUGCUAAGACUGAUGGCUCUGUGCCUGAGAUACAAACUGUCCGACACAAUGUCGACCCUCUUCUCUCUGUCUUCGCGCCCAUCCGAUCCGGUCGCCUCACCUCCGUAACGACCACUUCAAAUAUUCUCCUUGCUUCCAUUGCGCAUUUAUAUAAGCUAGCGAGCUAUCCAGUAGUCAUUCACGUUUCUUUAUACCCUGCUAAUUUCCCCGAUUACUCUGCCAUAACCGCAAUCAGAAAUUCGGGAUGGACAUUCAUCCAGUCCGAAUCUCUCCAGGAAGCACAGGACAUGGCCAUUACCGCGCAUGCUCUGGCAGUUCGUUCUGGAAAGGGUGUUAUUCAUUUCUUCGAUCCGAGCUCCUGUACCCACGAUAAACCGAUAGCGGCCGAAGACGCGGCGUCAUUCCGGGACCUAUUGAAUUUAGACGACGUUCGUCGCUACCAAGCUAGUUCGGUUUCGGAAUCAGGCAUCUACGCUGAUGAUGGAAGAGUUGUUGUAGCUUCAGAUCAUCCCGAGAUACGUCCAAAUGUUACGGAAAAUAGUCUAGCGGACUCGACGAUACUUAGUGCGGCUUCAAAGGCGGCUUCAUCCGAAGCUUCAGACAAAUCCAGCCAACGAAGUAACUCCAGUGCCCCACCAAGUGUAUCUUCAGCCACAACAAUCGAAGCCGCUCCACCUCUAGUCACAUCUGAGGAUAUUUACAAAUAUGUGACAUCGAUAUGGUCUCAACUAAAGGCUACCACUGGCCGCAGUUACAAUGCUUUUGAGUGGUCUGGUCCGGCAACCGCAGAGAAGGCUAUCUUCGUAUUCGGUUCCGAUGCGGGCCUGUUCGCUGAGGCCCUCGAUGCAGCUAAGCCGGAAGAUAUCUACGCAAAGGCUGGAUUGAUUACAGCCAGACUAUAUCGACCAUGGUUAGGCGCUAAACUCAUCGAGGCUAUCCCGAGAUCUGUGAAGCGCAUUGCAGUCUUGGAGCAAAUUUCACGAAAGACGACAAAAUGGGGUCCCUUGUUAAUUGAUGUUCUGACAUCAGUAAAGACUGGCUUUGGUGGCGUUGACACCGUCGUUGGACAUCAAUUGGGAUACAUAACGCCUGAUACCAUCCACCAAGCUCUUAGGGGUAUCUUCCAAAAUCUAGCUUCUGAAAAGCCCCUACAAAACCUAGAAGUGGGAAAGACGGGCGUGCCACAAGACACACAAACCUAUGGCCUAGAGCAGCCGAAAUUGGAGACUGCCUACACCAAAAUCCUUGACCAGUUAUUUGGCAAACAAGUCUACAUAGCAAACGCGCUUGGUUCAAAAACCGCCGGUGUUUCGUCCACAAUAGCAACCAGCCCUGAAUUCGGUUUUGGUUCACUUCUCGCCCGAAAGGAACACCGGCAGAGGUUCGUCAAGCAGGUCAAGCAAGCCGCCAGUACUGGAUCUUUCGUUACCGAAUCGCCCGUCAAUUGGCUGGCCAAGUGGGCCGCGAGUUCCGAAGAUGCUAAGGCGGCUGGCGAAAUUGCGGAUGAUGUAAUUGCCAGGCUUGAGACUGAUGGGUCUUCGAUUGCCCGAGACCUCUUAUCAAGCAAGGGCUUGUUUAGAAAAGAGUCGUUAUGGCUUGUUGGUUCCGAUGCUUGGGCAUACGAUCUCGGAAACUCCGGUGUCCACCAUGUCCUGGCCUCCGGUGAGAAUGUAAAUAUGCUCAUAAUCGACUCUACGCCCUACUCUGAGCGUGCUGCAGCGGACGCCGAGAGGCGGAAGAAAGAUAUCGGGUUGUAUGCAAUGAACUUCGGCAAUGCCUAUGUCGCAUCUACCGCAGUUUACAGUUCAUACACUCAAGUUCUCCAGGCCAUGCUUGAAGCUGAUCAAUUCAAUGGCCCUUCGGUUGUGCUUGCAUAUCUGCCGUACUUCGGCGAACAGGAUUCUCCUUUGACCGUUUUGCAAGAAACCAAGAAAGCUGUGGAUCUUGGCUACUGGCCACUCUACAGAUGGAACCCGGAGAACGACAAUAAGGGAGAGCCCAACUUUUCAUUGGACUCCGAACGCGUCAAGAAUGAGCUUAAAGAGUUUUUGGAUAGGGAUAACAAAUUGACCCAGCUAAUGCGACGCGAGCCAGCAUUUGCUGCGAGUCUCUCCCAAGAUUUUGGCACGGAGGUUCGUGCGCAACAGAAGCGAAAGGCUCGAGAUGCGUACAACCAGCUAUUGGAAGGUCUUUUUGGCGCACCCCUCACAAUCCUUUUUGCGUCAGAUAAUGGAAACGCACAGUCGUUGGCGAAGCGCCUUGGAACGAGAGGUCGUGCUCGAGGUCUUAAGACAAUUGUUAUGGCAAUGGAAGACUACCCAGUUGAAGAUCUUCCAAAGGAGGAAAAUAUCGUGCUCAUAACCUCCACCGCCGGCCAAGGUGAAUUCCCCCAGAACGGCAAACCCUUCUGGGAUGCCAUCAAAGAUAGUACCGACCUAGAUCUCGCAUCGGUCAACUACUCGAUAUUCGGUCUUGGAGAUAAGCACUAUUGGCCAAGAAAAGAAGACAGAGUCUACUACAACAAGCCCGCCAAAGACCUUGACAGGUUACUAGCGAACUUCGGAGGUAAGCGUCUAUCAGAGGUUGGAUUGGGCGAUGACCAAGAUCCUGAUGGAUACCAAACUGGAUAUGCGCUAUGGGAACCUCAAAUCUGGCAAGCGCUCGGUGUUGCGAACGUUGAGGGACUGCCAGAAGAACCGGCACCGAUCACAAACGAGGAUAUCAAGUUGGCUUCAAACUAUCUUAGAGGUACGAUCGUCGAAGGUUUGAACGACCCGACGACUGGGGCUAUCUCGGCUGCCGACCAACAGCUCACCAAAUUUCAUGGCACAUAUAUGCAGGAUGACCGAGAUAUUCGUGACGAGAGGAAGGCCCAGGGUUUGGAGCCUGCAUAUUCAUUCAUGAUCCGUUGUAGGCUGCCCGGUGGUGUAUCUACCCCGAAGCAAUGGGUUCAAAUGGACGACAUCAGUACAAGCCUUGGCAACGAGACUAUGAAGCUCACAACUAGGCAGACUUUCCAGUUCCAUGGUGUGGUUAAAGGAAAGCUAAAGCCAGCUAUGCAAGCCAUCAAUAGGUCGCUGAUGACUACCAUUGCCGCAUGUGGAGAUGUUAACAGAAAUGUCAUGUGCAGCUCUCUUCCCACUCAGUCACAGUACCACAAGCAAGUGUGGGCCUCGUCACAGAAGAUCAGUGACCAUCUUUUACCCUCUACUACUGCCUAUCAUGAGAUUUGGCUCACAGAUGACAACAACGAGAAAACACAGGUUGCCGGUAAUGCUGUCCAGGAUUUCGAACCCCUUUACGGCCCCACAUAUCUACCUCGAAAAUUCAAGAUCACAAUCGCUAUUCCACCGCAUAAUGAUACGGAUGUAUAUGCCCACGAUGUCGGUCUAAUUGCCAUCAAGGGUGAUGAUGGUCAGCUAGCGGGAUUCAACGUUACUGCUGGAGGUGGUAUGGGUGCGACACAUAAUAACAAGAAGACAUAUCCUCAAGUCGGUCGCAUGAUGGGAUUCGCCAAGACUGAGGAUGUACAUAUCGCCUGUGAGAAGAUCAUGCUCGUGCAGCGAGAUCAUGGUGACCGCAAGAACAGGAAGCACGCUCGACUAAAGUACACUAUAGAUGAUAUGGGUGUUGACGUUUUCCGCUCUAAGGUUGAGGCUUUGUGGGGUAAAUCGUUCGAACCGGAACGCCCAUUCCAUUUCAAGAGCAACAUUGACACAUUUGGUUGGCAAAAGGACGAGACUGGAAUGAACCAUUUCACGUUCUUCAUUGAGAAUGGCCGGAUUGAAAACACGGCCGACUUCCAGAUGAAGACCGGUCUUCGUGAAAUCGCCAAGGUCCACAAAGGCGAGUUCAGAUUGACAGGAAACCAACACUUGAUCCUCAGCAAUGUCGCAGAUGAAGAUCUCCCACAGAUGAAGGAGCUUAUGAAGAAGUAUAAGCUUGACAAUGUCCAGUUCUCUGGUAUGCGUCUCAGUUCCUCAGCCUGUGUCGCUUUCCCUACAUGUGGCUUGGCCAUGGCCGAAAGUGAACGUUACCUACCCGUCCUUAUCUCCAAGCUCGAGGGAUGCCUUGAGGAGAAUGGGCUCGGAAAAGAAUCGAUCGUUAUGCGCAUGACAGGUUGUCCGAACGGUUGCGCCCGUCCUUGGCUAGCGGAAGUUGCCUUCGUCGGCAAGGCCUUCGGCGCUUACAACAUGUAUUUGGGUGGUGGUUAUCAUGGCCAGCGACUAAACAAGCUUUACCGAUCUAGUAUUAAGGAGGACGAAAUCCUGGCUAUAAUGAAGCCCUUGCUAAAACGCUAUUCCUUGGAACGUGAGGAGGAAGAACACUUUGGAGAUUUCUGCAUUCGAAUAGGCGUCAUCGCAGCUACCAACGGUGGACAAGAUUUCCACAACAAUACUGGCGAAGAGGAAUUUGAGGACGAAUGAUUUCUUGAAUUACUUGAAGCAUUAGAGCAUGAACCAUUUAAGCAUUGCAUGGGGAAUCGGUGUUUUAGGAGUUAUAUACACUUGUAAAUUGAUGUACAAACGGUACUGAAUCUAGUUCAAAUAGCAUAUUUACUUAGAUGAUCAGAAUUGAGAUGAUACCUCGUCGGUGUCGGGUAUAUUACUAUUCA
This is a messenger RNA of Annulohypoxylon maeteangense, 4976 nucleotides long. Its product is annotated as sulphite reductase hemo protein, beta subunit. Gene Ontology annotation, cellular component: sulfite reductase complex (NADPH). Gene Ontology annotation, molecular function: 4 iron, 4 sulfur cluster binding; sulfite reductase (ferredoxin) activity; sulfite reductase (NADPH) activity. The record is from RefSeq and is a predicted model, not a curated record. Gene Ontology annotation, biological process: sulfate assimilation; amino acid biosynthetic process. The transcript has 4 exons. The coding region runs from base 142 to 4788 and encodes 1548 amino acids. NCBI's taxonomy places the organism in Eukaryota, Fungi, Ascomycota, Sordariomycetes, Xylariales, Hypoxylaceae.